Molecule: messenger RNA, 2357 nt
Organism: Marasmius oreades (fairy-ring Marasmius)
Lineage: Eukaryota; Fungi; Basidiomycota; Agaricomycetes; Agaricales; Marasmiaceae
Exons: 11
Coding region: 236-2305 (689 amino acids)
Source: RefSeq, a predicted model, not a curated record
UCUCACUCCUUCACUUGACCAUGCCUUCAUUUCAUGAUCCCGCGUUUGCAAGGGGAACGGCUCGAGAAGAAUGUACCAAUUUCACUACUUUAUUUUUGUCUUCUUUCCGUGUCAGCUCCAUCUCAUGAUCUGUAACCAUGCGCUCAUGGUACCGUGAUAAACAGUCGUCCCUUUUUUCAGCUUCAGCUUUGCUAUAAAUCCACGGCCAUCUGAAGUCGGAAUCCCAUCCACCAGCAUGUUCUUCAGCCAACUCUUCAGCUUGAUUGUGCUGCUCGUUGCGCAGGUCCGGGCACUCAGUUGGACAGCGACACCAUUCAAUCCUCCGUCUAUCCCCUUAGCGGUGCGUACACCGUACCUGUCAGCCUGGCUUCCACAAGGAGCUGGAGUUGCGUUAAACGACGCAUGGCCAACUUUCUGGACUGGUCAGAUACUGGGCUGGGCUGGUUUUGUUAAGGUCGAUGGAACAGCGUACAGUUGGCUGGGAGCUCCUAGCGUUCCUGAUGCUACCUUUACGAAGGCGACGCAGAAGAGUUUCAAGUUCACCGCAACUCAAAGCACCUUCGUUCUCUCAGCCGGUCCAGUAGAUCUCACGGUUAACUUCCUCAGCCCCGUUGAGCCUACAGACCUUGUUAAACAGUCUACUCCUUUCUCGUAUCUAUCCGUAUCUGCGUCUUCCACAGACGGACGCGCGCACUCAGUUCAGAUUUACUCUGACAUCAGUGCAGAGUGGGUUUCUGGUGAUAAUGGAUUGGUUGCCAACUGGAAUACGUCGUCUGGCACAAUCCUGACGCAUCAGGUGCAGCUGGCUUCUCCAACCCGAUACGGAGAAGUGAACGACCAUACUCAGUAUGGCUCUGCCUUUUACUCUACUCCCAAUACUGGCGGAGCAACCUUUCAAACGGGUGCCGAUGUAACCGUGCGUGCGCAAUUCAUUCAAAAUGGCCGGCUGGCAAAUACCCGUGACACCAACUUCCGAGCUAUUAGCAACAACUGGCCCGUUUUCGGUCUUGCCCAUGACCUCGGAAGCGUUACGAGCGGCAGCGUUCUUUUCACCGUGGGCCACGUCCGUGAUCCAGCUAUACAAUACAUCGUCAAAGGAGGCGCCUUGCAAGAUAGGAGUUUGUUUUUCUGGAGUCGGUUUAGUACCACUGGGGACCUUAUCACCUCCUUCAUCAAUGAUUUCUCCGGUGCUCUUUCUCGUGCCAAUGCUUUCGAUUCCAAGGUCAACAACGACGCGACCAAGAUUUCGGCCGAUUACGCUUCAAUCGUUUCACUGUCAAUCAGGCAGUCCUUAGGCUCCAUUGAGAUCACUAUUGCGAAGAAUAGUGACGGAUCGUGGAAUACUGGUGAUGUGAUUGUCUUCAUGAAGGAAAUCUCCAGCGACGGGAACACAAAUACAGUGGAUGUCAUCUUCCCUGCUUGGCCCAUCUUCCUUUAUACCAAUCCACAACUAGGUAAAUUCCUUCUCGAGGGAAUACUCAGAUAUCAAGCGAGCGGACUGUACCCCAACAAAUGGUGUGUUCACGAUAUUGGUUCAAGUUACCCGCACGCUACUGGUCACAACGAUGGUAGGGAUGAAGCUAUGCCUGUUGAAGAGAGUGGAAAUAUGGUUAUUAUGGCGUUGAGUUACGCUCAAAAGACUGGCGACAACUCUCAUUUAACUACAUAUCGGUCCCUCCUUGCACAAUUUACCGACUUCCUCAUCACGGACUCUCUCAUCCCUGCCAACCAGAUUAGCACUGAUGAUUUCGCUGGCCCGCUUGCCAAUCAAACCAACUUGGCUAUCAAAGGGAUCAUCGGUAUUAAGGCGAUGUCUGUGAUCGCUAGUAGGCUUGGAGAUACCAAUGGUGCGAACAAUUACAGUUCUAUUGCUGCUGAUUAUGUCACCCGUUGGCAAGGGUUCGCGAAGUCGAAGACGGGUCCACAUUUGACCUUGGCGUAUAACAAUGAUGCCAGCUGGGGCCUUUCAUACAACCUCUAUUCCGACAAGCUUCUCAAGUUGAACUUGUUCCCUCAAUCUAUAUACGAUUUGCAGACUGCAUGGUAUAACACUGUCUCGCAACAGUUUGGUGUACCGUUAGACACUCGUCAUACGUACACCAAAUCCGACUGGGAAAUCUACACCGCCGGACUUGUCACCUCCACUAGUACGCGUGAUCUGUUUAUAUCGCGUGUCCGAAGCUACGCUGCCAGCGGCAAAAACAACGUCCCACUCAGUGACUGGUACGAAACGACGAAUGGGGUUUCUCAAGGCUUCAGAGCGAGACCCGUCGUAGGCGGACAUUUGGCGUUGUUAGUUCUGUAAUUGGCUCUCUUGUGUAGGUUAUUGAACGAAUGCAAAACAACAUGUACGAACA